AGGGCCAGGGAAAGAGAACCGUUGGUUGCCGGUUUCUUGAGCUUUCCUCAUGGCUUCGUCCCUGGCCUCAUCUGUCUUCCUCUGCCCCCUCGCUAUCCCCAAAUUCCCCUCUCCAUCUCCAAACCCUAACGCUAACCCUAACCCUAGAAGAAGGAGAAAGACGAGUGGUUCCCAAUCUCAUUUCUCUCCGAUUUCCGCCUGCUCCGCGUCUUCCUUCCGGAACGGGAGCCCGCCGGAGACGGAGUGCCCCGUGCCGCUGGAGCAGCAGCCGGUGAACGAGUAUCAGGCCCUCUCUACCUCCUUCCCGUUCUCCUGGGCCGCCGCCGACCUCCGGGACUACUGCUCCCGCCUCGCCCUCACCGGCGUCUCCUUCGCCCUCUUUGUCGGCCUCCCCGUGGCCGCCUUCGGCACGCGAGCCGUCGCCGACCCUGAGGUCGACGGCCUCCUCUCCGCCCUUGGCACCGUGUUCACUGGCCUCCUCGCCGUCACGCUUGCCGUGGUCCGGAUGUACCUCGGCUGGGCCUAUGUCGGCAACCGAUUGCUCAGUGCCACGGUCGAAUAUGAGGAGACGGGGUGGUACGAUGGUCAGAUUUGGGUGAAGACUCCAGAAGUUUUAGCUCGUGAUCGUCUUUUGGGUUCAUUUUCUGUGAAGCCUGUGCUAAGCAGAGUCAAGCUUACGUUAUUAGGUCUGGCAGUGUCCUUAGUGGUCUGUGUUCUUCUUUUCAUCAACAUUGAGAACUCAAGAAAUCCAUCAGAAGAUGUUGGGGAACGAGCUGUAGCUGGAGUAUACAAUGAUGCUUCUGCAAGGUCAUUUGAGCCUGAUGCAUUCUGUGGUGAACCGGAUUUGUCCUAAACCUUAGGGAAGAGCCUUGGAUAUGUCUAUUGUUCUCCACAUAAAUAUAUACACAACAAGAAGUCCGAUAUCACAUUUCCAGUUAUGCACAGUUAGCAAUCACUGCCUUUCUUGCUUCCAUGUGGGACCAUCUGAUCUCUGUAAAUAAGUGCAUAAUUCCUAUAUUGUGAAGUCAUUAGCAGUUAUAGGUUAUUUCUGAUUUAUGGGUCACAAAGAUGCAUGUACUUACAUACCAUUGUAUAGGAAGCAAAUUUUACUGAUGUGAUUCUAGAAACUGUAUAGAAUAUUAACAUCAUAGCAUUUAUAAUUAUAUGACCUGACAUUUAUGGCUUGUUAUUUUUUU
This is a messenger RNA of Phoenix dactylifera (date palm), 1196 nucleotides long. RefSeq names its product YCF36, putative (DUF1230). Lineage: Eukaryota; Viridiplantae; Streptophyta; Magnoliopsida; Arecales; Arecaceae. The record is from RefSeq and is a predicted model, not a curated record.